AGAACGUUGGCGAUGGGUGGAGACGAUAUAAAAGGAAGAGCUCAGAGUUCAACAAGCACAGGAGGAGUCAUGUUCAAGCAUGAAAGAGGAACAGACUAAAUUUGCUGUUGAUCAUGGAUGAUUUUGUCCGUAACAAAUUAACUGAGUGGGGCCUCAGUGAAUAUAUCCAAACAUUCAAAGAUGAAGGCAUUGAUGAGGAAAGUUUUUACUGCCUUGAUUUUCGAGACAUUGAUAACUUGAUAUCAAAAGUGGGAAGAAGGGCAAUAUUCAAGAAAAGACUCAUGUUGUUAAAGGGAGAAGAAAACACAACAUACCAGGAAUCAAUUGACUCUCGUCCUCAGUUUCAACAAGAAAAUGAAGAAGCAGCUGGAUCAGAUCAGGUUUUGCCGUUCACCAGUGUCACAAAGGAUAAAGGAAAGAGAAAGCUGGAUCUUCAGGGCGAGUCCAGCAAAUGGCUUUCACCACCUAAUAAACGUCAACAUGUCGGGGGACUGGUGUCAUACACAGAAGAAAUCAUAUUAUCUGGUGUGAAAAGCAUCAUGAGGGUUGUCCAACAGAGGCUACCUAACCAAGACAGCAACAUCAUUAGGUUCCUUAGGAAUAAAAUCAGUGACUUGGACACAGACAAGAGGGUCCUGGUUGGUGUCUUUGGUAAAACUGGGGCUGGAAAGAGCUCUUUGAUAAAUGCUGUCAUUGGAGAGAAGAACCUUCUGCCUUCAGGAAGCAUCAGUGCAUGUACCUCAGUCAUGAUUAAAGUGGAGGCCAACAUGAAGAGUCCAAAGUACGAGGCGGACAUUGAGUUCAUCACAAAAGAGGAGUGGAAAGACGAGUUGUGGUCCUUGUUAAAUUUCCUUGGGGAUAAUGCAGAUCAGGGAAAUGAUCAGGAAGAAGAGGAAGAUUAUCGUGACAUUGAUGAAAAGCUGUCAGCAGUGUAUGGAGAGGAAUGGAGAAACAAAUCCCAUGAAGACCUCAUGGAUAACAAAUACUUCAAAGAAAUUCCAGAAUUUGUCAAAUCCAGGAGGAAGAUUUUGACAUGUGAAUCAGCUAAAGAGCUGUCUGCAAAAUGUGUUAAAUACACAAAAAAUGACUCUAAAGACGAAGACGGUAAAGACAGAAAGAGAUGGUAUUGGCCACUAGUGAAGUGUGUGACUGUCAGGGUGCCUAAGAAUCAUCUUCUCCAGCAUGUCACAAUUGUGGAUCUUCCUGGAACUGGUGACCGCAACAAGAGCAGAGAUGAAAUGUGGAAAUCGGUUGUUGGAAGUUGUUCCACUGUGUGGAUUGUGACUGAACUUAAUCGAGCAGCAGCAGAGAAAGAAACCUGGGAGAUCCUGAAAAGUGCCAGCAGCAUCAUGGGAAAUGGUGGAGAGUGUCAGCAGAUUCAUUUUAUCUGCACCAAGUCGGAUCAUGUUGAAGAUUCAGAUGAUCAUUCAGCAGCUGGUGUCCGUGCACUCAUAUUUAAAAAAAACAUGGAAGCCAAGGAAGAAGUGAACAAAGAAUUCAAAAAACUAAACAAGGUUAAGAAACAUUUCAGUGAUGACUGUUUCAAAGUGUUCACAGUGAGCUCCAAAGAGUUUCUCAAGAGAAAACAUCUAGAACCAAAUGAAACUGAAAUACCCAAACUCCAGGAAUUUCUGCAAGAUCUCAAUGACUGUCACUCAGAGACAUUAAACUAUGUGUCUGGAGCUUAUGGGAUUCUCUCUUUGAUUCAAGGGGCCCGCAGCAGAGACAUGGCUGGCAGUACAGCAGAUGUGUGCAAAGACCUUGAAGAAAAAAUAAGUCAUGAACUUGAAAAAGUCAGAAGACCCAUUGAAGAGGCUUACAUGACUUUUGAAAAAUGCCUGAGUGAGGGGGUUGAAAAAUCAGAAAGCUCAUGUGACAAAGUCUUAAAGUCCAUCUUACAACCUAGAGGAGUAUCAGGUUGUGCUUUUCACAAGACAUUGAAGUGUGUGGUUGAGAACGGUGGUGUCCACAAACCAAAAAAAAAGAAACCAAUAAACCUCAAUGUCAAGUUAGCUUCAUACCUGACUGACAGCAUUGAUGAGGAAUUCAAGAAGACCUUCCCGAGUGAGAGAAAACGUGGAGCAUUCAAUGGGGUCAUCAAUACUUUUUCCCUUGACACGGAGGAGCUGAUUCAGAAGUACAAAGAUGUGGAACUGCAACUGAUAUUUCUCAAGACAGAGGAAGAAAAAAUUAAGAAUGUACUCAACAAAACCAUCCGGGAGUACAAGAAAACAGUCUACAAGAGUCUGACAACAACAAUCGAGGAAAGCAUGCAGGACUGCUAUCAACAAGCAGCAGGAUUUAGAGGAAAGGACUCACUGAAAAAUAUGAGGGACACUAUCAAGCAGCAUGUACAUUCUUUAAAAAACAGCAUGUUUGAGCAGGCUAAAGAUACAAUGCUGGGCCAGCUGAGAAGCUUGAAGGUGUUCAUCCUCAAAGCACUGGAGGAAACAAUGCAGAAAUCAAUCGAGCUGUCACUCAAGACAGAUGAUUACUCACUCCCAGAUUUCAAAGUGGAACUUGCAGAGGUGAAAAAACAUUAUGAUUACUUGAAGAAAACCCAAGAAGAAGAAACACCACAGAUUUGUUUUGCUCAGCAGGGAGAAGCAGCAGACGCCCCAACUAUCAACUAAAGGUCCCUGCAGACCUGCUGCAUAGAGACAGGAGGCCUCUGAGAUUUGGCCUCAACCAUUUAUGUCAAGUUGUUAUCCCUGUUCCCUUUGAGGGUUGUAUGUUGAGUUUGCUUGUGUCGUAUAAACGACUUCCCCUUUCUUCAUUGGUUCAAAAGAUUUCAAAGAUCAAAAAGUCACCAGUCUUCAAGGCUGAGUGCAAUAGAACUUUAUUUGCCGGCAAAAAAGAACGGGAUCAGACACAGGCAAAAUCCAAGAAAAACCAAACUGACCCGAACAUCCUCUUUUAAAUGCAGAAAAGUGGGUGUGGACAUUCAGACAACAUGGCUUCAACCAGUCACUAUUCUGCUUAAUUUCUGCUGACACUGUUAUUUCUUUAUGGAAAAACACCACAUUUUCUUAUGGAAAAUCCCCGUACCUCUUGUGGAAAAACCCAGUAUUACCUUCUGCGCUUGCGCAAAGAUUGGCGUAGGUGCAGAACUGCAUGUCGACCAGUUGCUCUUCGCCUUGCUUUGGUUUUUUUAAGAAGGUGCUCUCCCUGUGUCCUUAUCACUGGCUCUUAGAAACUCUGGCCUUCAGGCCUUCAGUUAACUCCCUUUCUUGAUGCAUAUAUCUGAUCACUCUUUGCACUGUAUUUUUAAACUUAAUGAAAGUGUUACAUAUUUAGUUAUAUGAUGUUAUGCUUAGAUUUGUGGUUACAUUUUCACACUUGACAUUAUCUGACUAUAGCAGCUUUAAUCAGCAGAUGCACCUUUCAGUCAGCUGGUGCCAAGUAGUAUGUUUCAGCAACCCUUUUACACUUGUUACCCUUUGUUUCUUACUUUUAUCAUUAUAACACUUACUAUCAGUUACCAUUAAUCACUAUUUACUGCCUGUGGUUAUUUUAUACUGACCACUAUCUACUUACUAUGGUUAUUUUACACUACACUUGUUGUAAAUUUCAUUCAGGGCGAUUUUAAGAAGUUUGUUGUUGUUUAUUUCCAGAAAAGGACAUUUUCACUUUUUAAUUGAUUGAAUCAGAGGCAGACAGAACAUCUGUGUGUGUCGCCCCAGUCACAUUUAAACCAAGGACGUUGCGAUUUCAUUGUACUGGUCCUAACCACCACACCAUUAUGAUAGAGACAUAAUGUUUUUCAAUUUUUCUCUUUCUUGAGUAUAUUUUGUAUGUUAUUCAUUCAUGUUCUUAUUUUGAGUUCAGUAGUUAACUUUUUGUUGAGUUUAAUGGUUGAUUGGGAUCAACGCACUGCAAUUUAAAUGAUUUUUUUUAAUUCAUGGGUGUCAUUAAACCCUUGAACCUUGAUUACAAGCUAUAGGUUGGAUAUGACAUGAACAUCAGGCUUUUAAAACAAAUGAUCAUAAAUUACCUUUUUGUCUUAAUGUCAAAUAAUUGUUUCUGUGUGUUCAUAUAUGCAACAUAGAGAGAACUAGAUGACUGUGAUUGUUUUGUUUUAAUCUACACUGAUUUUUGAAUGCAUAAAUGUACUUACAGGUGACAAAGGAAAACCACAAUGAAUGCAUGGAGAUACAUGACAAAUGCAGAAUCUUUCUGUCAGGACUCGGGGGGUCAUUGAAUGAUUUUAUGAGAAUGGAAAUGAUGUAAAUCAAUUUAACACCUGUAGGAGACAGUUCCAGACAUCCUUUAAAGUGUCACCAGUUUUUUUAGAUUUUGUAUGCUGUUCAAUAAAGUUCUCUUCUGAGUAAAAAUGGCA
Acanthopagrus latus (yellowfin seabream) is the source of this 4339-nucleotide messenger RNA. RefSeq names its product nuclear GTPase, germinal center associated, tandem duplicate 1 (gene nuggc.1). The record is from RefSeq and is a predicted model, not a curated record. The transcript is spliced from 23 exons. The coding region runs from base 114 to 2633 and encodes 839 amino acids. Lineage: Eukaryota; Metazoa; Chordata; Actinopteri; Spariformes; Sparidae. Gene Ontology annotation, molecular function: GTPase activity.